AUCAUUUUCAAGUAAGCUGCAAAGACAACCACGAAACGUACUGUCCUUACCUUGUAAGCAUCUAUAACUCAUAAUAUGCGGACGUAACAAAGACUUACGAUGGCUAUUCGUCGCACAUCCUCGCACACGAGUAUUUUGUGUUCCCUUUUCCAGAUGCUCUUAAAACCCAAGACGCUGCUCCAAUGCUGUGUGCCGGAAUCACCACCUACUCUCCGCUUGUUGAGAACGGAUGUGGACCAGGAAAGAAGGUUUGAAUCAUUGGAAUUGGUGGCCUGGGUUAUGCCGUGAUGUUUGCCAAGGCUCUUGGUGCAGAGGUGUACACUUUUUCGCGUACCAGUGCCAAAGCCGAGGACGCCAAGAAACUGGGGUCGGACCACUUCAUUGCCACGUACGAGGACAAAGACUGGAAGACCACGUAUGCUAGAAAGAUGGACUUGAUUGUUUCGUGCGGUAGCUCGUCAACAAACUUCGAUCUUAAAGGAUAUUUGGGAUGUUUGAAAGUGCACGGAAAAAUGGUUUGCGUGGGGCUGCCAGAGGAGCCAUUUACGGUGGAGGCGAUGGGUUUCGUUCGUAACGGUGCUUUCUUUGGGUCCUCGCAUCUGGGUAACAGACCACAGAUGCCGGAGAUGUUGCAGCUGGCUGCCGACAAGAAAUUGGCCUCGUGUCUGCCGAUCUCAGAGAAGUCGAUUAAAGAGGUUUUGGAACGGUGCCACGCGAAUCAUGUUCGGUACAGAUUUGUUCUGACCGAUUACGACAAGAAAUUCAGCGAGUAGAGAAAAUCCAAACAAG
Ogataea polymorpha is the source of this 789-nucleotide messenger RNA. RefSeq lists its product as uncharacterized. The transcript has a single exon. NCBI's taxonomy places the organism in Eukaryota, Fungi, Ascomycota, Pichiomycetes, Pichiales, Pichiaceae. The coding region runs from base 288 to 773 and encodes 161 amino acids. Gene Ontology annotation, biological process: alcohol metabolic process. Gene Ontology annotation, molecular function: alcohol dehydrogenase (NADP+) activity. The record is from RefSeq and is a predicted model, not a curated record.